Messenger RNA from Meira miltonrushii, 807 nucleotides. RefSeq lists its product as uncharacterized. The transcript has a single exon. NCBI's taxonomy places the organism in Eukaryota, Fungi, Basidiomycota, Exobasidiomycetes, Exobasidiales, Brachybasidiaceae. The record is from RefSeq and is a predicted model, not a curated record. Gene Ontology annotation, molecular function: protein-lysine N-methyltransferase activity. Gene Ontology annotation, biological process: peptidyl-lysine methylation. Gene Ontology annotation, cellular component: cytoplasm. The annotation marks the transcript as partial.
AAUGAAUGGGCAAAAGAUACACAAGAAGAUAUUCAGACUUUUGGUAUAGCAGGCAGAAUAUGGGAAGCAAGUUAUUUGUUGCAGAGAUACUUGACAUUCACCUCAUCGGACCAGUUUGAUCCGCCUUGCUCAGAUUUGUUUGGCGGUAACAAAAACACCAUAAUCGAACUUGGCGCUGGAGUAGGCCUUGUUGGAAUUCAUCUCGCACAGCAAUUACAGCAACACAACACCCAAUCCUCACAUGUGGUCUUGACAGAUUUGCACAACGUUCUUCCACUCUUGGCAAGGAAUGCCGCAAAAGCAGGUGUUUACGGCAAUAACGUCAAAGUGGAACCCCUUCCUUGGGGUUCUGAAAGUGACGCAAAAGCGAUCUUGACCACAGCCCGAGAUGAAUCAAGACCAGUGACGCAUAUACUGUGUAGCGAUUUGGUAUAUUUUCCUGAACUUUUACCGCCACUCAUGCGUACUUUGAUCCAAAUCACCGCCGAAGCCCCAAAUGCAAAAGUCAUCAUCAGUUACAAAAUUCGAUCUCUUCCAAAAGAAGAACCUUUUUGGCGGACGUUUGGCGCUUGGUUCGAUUUUUCUCCCGUCUUGAUUGCGGAACGGAAAGCCGAUUCAACAAAUGAUCAGCAACAAUCUUGGAGGUUGUUCGGAGCCAAAAAGAGUGACAUGUAUGCGCCAAGUCAUGCUCUUGCUAACCUUAAAGACGAAGAUGCAGAGGAUGACGUAUUCAUCUUUGUGGCUACACGUAGGCCAGAGACAUUGUCGUGUACGCCAGUGUCGAAUGAUGCUAGACUUAUGGAAGGU